CACGUCAGGAAAAAGUUGCUGGGAAAUCCUCUGAGACUGUGAAGUAAGUGCAGGACUGGCAAAGUACAGGGUACACGCUGACCCUCACUUGGAGUAGGCUUGGAACAUCCCUGAUAACUAGUCCUCCCAAUGGCUAGCAGCAUCUGUGAGCGUGAUGACCCUUGGCACCUGUGAAAAGCGCGGCAGUAGUUUGAAACUGGAUAUUGCUUACAGUGUAUUGACAUACUGAUUGCCCGGCUGGAUAUCGGCUUUAAUAUUUAAUUCUGCACUAGAUAAAUCACCAGGAUAAUAUGGUGUGCCUGGGAGAAUGUAAAUGGACUAACAUGUUCCCUUUUCUCAUGGUGUCACUUGUGUAUUCUGCUAAUGCUGAGUAUUCUAAUUGUGGUGAAAAUGAAUACUAUAACCAGACAACUGGAACAUGCCAUGAAUGUCCGCAAUGUGAGCCAGGAGAAGAACCCUAUAUGACAUGUGGAUAUGGUACCAGAGAUGAAGACUAUGGCUGUGUCCCUUGCCCAUCUGAAAAAUUUUCCAAAGGCGGGUAUCAGAUAUGCAGGCGGCACAAGGACUGUGAGGGGUUCUUUAGAGCAACAGUAAUGACCCCUGGAGACCAAGAAAAUGAUGCUGAAUGUGGACCGUGUCUUCCUGGUUACUACAUGCUGGAAAACAGGCCAAGGAACAUCUAUGGAAUGGUUUGCUACUCAUGCUCACUGGCACCUCCCAACACCAAAGAAUGUCUAGGUGUUACUUCUGGGGUGUCAAUCAGUUUCCCAAGCACUUCUGGAACAAGCACUCGUUCUCCAUUCCAGCACAUGCACAAAGGAGAUCUUUCCGGACAAGGACAUCUCGCUACUGCUCUCAUCAUUGCUAUGUCUACAAUUUUCAUCAUGGCAAUUGCUAUUGUGCUGAUCAUCAUGUUUUACAUUGUGAAAACUAGAACGUCAGCUCAAGCUUGCUGCACCAGCCAUCCAGUGAAGACUGUAGAAGCUCAGGCCAAUCUGCAGGAAGAAAAAAAAGAAGUGCAAGAAAAUGUUGUGAUUUUCUCAGAGAAAGAUGAGUUUGGAAAAUUGACAGCAACACCAGCUAAGGUUGCAAAGAGUGAAAACGAUGCCUCUUCAGAAAACGAACGGCUUUUAAGUCGUAGCAUGGACAGCGAUGAAGAAGCUGCGAUUGACAAGCAAGGCACUCCAGAGUUGUGCUUGUUGUCUCUAGUACAUUUGGCUAGGGAUAAAUCUUCCACGAACAACAAAUCAACUGGCAUUCAAAGCCGGAGGAAAAAGAUCCUUGAUCUGUAUGCUAAUGUAUGCAGUGUUGCAGAAGGACUCAGUCCCACAGAGCUUCCAUUUGAUUGCCUAGAGAAGACCAGCAGGAUGCUCAGUUCUACAUAUAACACAGAGAAGGCCAUUGUGAAGACAUGGCGCCACCUUGCCGAAAGCUUUGGACUGAAACGUGAUGAAAUAGGAGGCAUGACGGAUGGCAUGCAGCUCUUUGACCGUAUCAGCACAGCUGGCUACAGUAUUCCAGAACUGUUGACAAAACUAGUGCAGAUUGAACGGUUAGAUGCCGUGGAGUCUCUCUGUUCAGAUAUCUUGGAAUGGGCACAAGUGAUGCCCAAGCCUGAUCCAGCUGUAGCCUCAUGACAUGCAUAUUGGUGAAUUUCAUUUCAAAAAGAACUAGUGGAAAAUAGAGAACCCUGGAACCAUGGGCCCCAGAAUGCGACAGACUCUUGAAAGCAUAGAUGGCUUUCGGAUUUCGGUAGCAGCAUUUCUGUUGCUCUGAGAAUAAAGUGAGCCAAGACUUGUUACCGGGUUGCCACAAACCAAAUUGAAGGACCUCACAGACUUCUUGGAUUGGAAUCACUUGUCCAGAAAAAGAGAGAUUAUCUAACUCAACUGAAAAGCAUGGAUACCGGUCAACGGCCAGUGUCAGUGCUGGCUGUGAAGAAAUCCAAUUUAAUUGCUGUGACUUGAUUUGCUUCAAAUUGCAACAGCUGCUAGCAGCAUCAGAUUUAGUACUGCAGGUCAGGAUACAAAUAAGAAGCUUGCCAGUUUUGCUAUCCCCAGCAUUUACCUGAUUAUCAGUUGCCUUUUCUAUGUAACACAUCGGCUUUUUAAUAGUCAGUGAGCCUGAGGAUGAAGUUAUGUUAACUUAGGUUAGUUGAUUUACAAUUUUUACCACAUUUAAG
Eublepharis macularius is the source of this 2182-nucleotide messenger RNA. RefSeq names its product ectodysplasin A receptor (gene EDAR). Bases 291 to 1637 code for a protein of 448 amino acids. The record is from RefSeq and is a predicted model, not a curated record. Gene Ontology annotation, cellular component: plasma membrane. NCBI's taxonomy places the organism in Eukaryota, Metazoa, Chordata, Lepidosauria, Squamata, Eublepharidae. The transcript is spliced from 12 exons. Gene Ontology annotation, biological process: positive regulation of canonical NF-kappaB signal transduction; positive regulation of JNK cascade. Gene Ontology annotation, molecular function: signaling receptor activity.